This is a messenger RNA of Chironomus riparius, 1200 nucleotides long. The record is from the annotation of a GenBank genome assembly. NCBI's taxonomy places the organism in Eukaryota, Metazoa, Arthropoda, Insecta, Diptera, Chironomidae.
AAAAUUUUUCUUUCAUUUCGAACGAAAUAAUUCAGUUUAGUGUAAAAUUGUCAGUACAGAAAGCAAUACAAACUAGUAACAUGUCAGCUAACACGGUUCUCCUUGACUUCUCCAUCGAGCCAUCGCGAAUUAACGAUGAAUUAUCGCGCAAGGAUAUAGUUAAAGUGAUUAAAGAAAAUCUUGAGAAAUAUUUUGGAAAUUUAAAAAUGAUCUAUGAUAUGUUGGUUGACGAUGGCUACAUGUGCAUAUUUAAUGAUAGUUCAGCGACAAUUAUCAAUGUGAGAUUCUUUAACGAAGGAUUAAUCACGAUUAACAUUGAAUACUACAAGAAGGACAAUGACAAUCAGAGAAUUUCAUUUGAGUCAUCACGGCAACUUGAAAAUGCGCUGGUUAAAGAAUUGAAUUUAUUGCACGGUCAAACUUUACCAGCAUUGGAUCGUGGCCCAAUUGUCAAAUAUUUUCCAACAGCAGACGAGCGAAUCAUCGAAUAUGACAUCGAUAAAGUCCUGUUCGAUAAGCGCUCAGAAUUCCAGAAAAUUCAAAUUGUUCACUCGAAAACAUUGGGAAAUAUGUUGAUCCUUGAUGAGCUGCAGAAUAUAGCAGAAGCUGACUUAAUCUACACAGAAACAUUGAUGCAACGUGGCAAAGAAGAUUACAGUGGAAAGGAUAUUUGCAUCCUUGGUGGCGGUGAUGGUGCAUUGCUUUAUGAAUUGUUAAAGGAGAACCCAAAAAAUGUUGUUAUGUUAGAAAUUGAUGAUCUCGUUAUGGAAGCAUGUAACAAGUACAUGAAUUCUAUUUGUGGUGAUGUCCUUGAAGUCCGUAAAGGAGAUAACUUUGAAAUUAUUAUUGGUGAUUGUAUGGUCUGGUUGGAUAAAUACAUUAAGGAUGGUCGAAAGUUCGAUUAUGUCUUUGGUGAUUUGACUGACAUCCCGAUUUCGGAUACGCCGACUGGUGAAAUUUGGGACUUUAUACGCACAAUUUUGGAGAAAUCUUUUGCUGUUUUAAAGAAUACUGGAAAAUUCAUGACUCACGGAAACGGAGCAUCAUGCCCUGAAUCCUUAGAAAUGUAUGAAGAACAACUCAAGAAGCUCAACCCAACUGUAAAGUUUACUCGAGACACCGCAUUUGUUCCAUCAUUCAUGGAGGACUGGAUCUUCUAUCAAGUCGCAUUUGAAAAACAUUGAUGAAAUUCAACUUUGA